Aspergillus clavatus NRRL 1 is the source of this 972-nucleotide messenger RNA. RefSeq names its product sulfurtransferase. The coding region runs from base 1 to 972 and encodes 323 amino acids. The transcript has 2 exons. Gene Ontology annotation, molecular function: thiosulfate-cyanide sulfurtransferase activity. Gene Ontology annotation, cellular component: mitochondrion. Gene Ontology annotation, biological process: transsulfuration. NCBI's taxonomy places the organism in Eukaryota, Fungi, Ascomycota, Eurotiomycetes, Eurotiales, Aspergillaceae. The record is from RefSeq and is a predicted model, not a curated record.
AUGUCUGUCCCUCAGCAGCUGCGACAGCAAUCGCAGAGUCGCCAGAUCUCAUUUUCCUCGUACCUUGUGUCUCCGAAAGAGCUUCACGAGGCCCUGAAGAAGAAUCCGACCACAAAGAUCUCCACUUCACCACGAGUGAUCCCUUUAUGUGCGGCCUGGUUCAUGCCCAACGACCCAGAGGGUCGCACAGGCAUCGACGCUUUCCGGAAACAUCACAUUCCCCAGGCGCAAUUUUUCGACUUGGAUGCGAUCAAGGACACCGAGUCCCCCUACCCGCAUAUGCUGCCUACCGUCGAGACAUUCGCUGAGGCAAUGGGCCAGCUUGGCAUCCGGCGUGACGAUGAGGUCGUGGUCUACGACACCGAAGAGCUGGGUAUCUUCAGUGCUCCUCGCGUUGGCUGGACCUUACGAGUCUUUGGGCACCCCAGAGUUCAUGUUCUCAACAACUACAGGCAGUGGGUUCGUGAAGGCUAUCCGACGGAAACUGGAGAGCCUGCCGCUGUUGAGCGGACCAGCUAUCCUCUGCCGCAGAUUGACGCCAAGCUGGUGAUUCCUUACCGGGAGCUGAAAGAGAUCGCCAAAGAACAGCGGAAAGAAGGCGCAGAAGAGGUCGAGAUUCUGGACGCUCGGUCCUACGGGCGCUGGGCGGGAACUGAUCCCGAACCGCGUCCUGGGCUAUCGUCAGGACAUAUUCCUGGCUCCAGGAGCUUGCCGUUCCAGGAACUGCUCGAUCCGGAAACGAAGACAUAUCUUCCCCCUUCUGAAUUGCGCAAGGUGUUUGAAGCGCGCAACGUUGAUGAGGCGAAGUCCAUGAUCAGCACUUGCGGCACCGGCGUGACGGCUACUGUCAUUGAGACUGCUUUAAAGAUCGCAGAGUUUGGGGAUCCCAGUCUGCGGAGGGUCUACGAUGGCAGCUGGACCGAGUGGGCACAGCGGGUCAAAGACCACGAAGGUCUCAUCAAGAAGACUUGA